GGAAACAGGGAAGCAGGUGUGGUUUCUUGUCCACAAUCAAAGCUGAUGAACGAAUAUUUCUCUGUUUCUUGGCUGUCAUCCUCACAGGGUUCAUUAAUUACUUUCUCUCUUUCCUUCCUUCAACCCCCAUCCAGUUUCCACGAUCCUUUCCAUUUCCCUUUUCUCUUUCUUAUUCUCCUUUUUUCCCACAUAUAAAUACUAGUAUUCAUUCACCAAACAACCCAAAUUCAACAAAACAUUUCAUAUUCACAUUCUCUCUCAACAAUGACUACCAACAAUGUCUUCGAAGAUUUGUUACCAAUGAUGGCCAACAAGCUAGGCGGUGAAGGUUUAAUCAAAGAGCUAUGCAACGGGUUUGACUUGCUGAUGGACAAAGAAAAAGGCGUGAUCACGUUGGAUAGCUUGAGGAAAAACGCUGCGGUUUUGGGUCUUCAGGAUAUGAAAGAAGAUGAACUUGUGAGCAUGAUGAAGGAAGGUGAUAUGGAUAGAGAUGGAGCACUGACGCAGAUGGAGUUUUGUGUUUUGAUGUUUAGGUUGAGUCCGGAAUUGAUGGAAGAGUCUUGGUUUUGGCUUGAGGAGGCACUGCAACAUGAACUUGACAACAAUAAUAAUUCUUUUUUGUAGUUUCUUGUAACAAUUUAACAGACAACAAUUGAUGAUGUUUUCUACUCUUACUUUGUGUUGUUGUAAUUCGUCGUAUUGAAUAUAUUGGAAUUGAUUGACAAUUUUUUGGA
Molecule: messenger RNA, 734 nt
Organism: Vicia villosa (hairy vetch)
Lineage: Eukaryota; Viridiplantae; Streptophyta; Magnoliopsida; Fabales; Fabaceae
Product: calcium-binding protein PBP1-like
Exons: 1
Coding region: 265-624 (119 amino acids)
Molecular function (GO): calcium ion binding
Source: RefSeq, a predicted model, not a curated record